Laetiporus sulphureus 93-53 is the source of this 1137-nucleotide messenger RNA. RefSeq names its product succinate dehydrogenase iron-sulfur subunit. NCBI's taxonomy places the organism in Eukaryota, Fungi, Basidiomycota, Agaricomycetes, Polyporales, Laetiporaceae. The transcript is spliced from 6 exons. Gene Ontology annotation, cellular component: mitochondrial membrane. Bases 1 to 822 code for a protein of 273 amino acids. Gene Ontology annotation, molecular function: 2 iron, 2 sulfur cluster binding; electron transfer activity. Gene Ontology annotation, biological process: respiratory electron transport chain; tricarboxylic acid cycle; aerobic respiration. The record is from RefSeq and is a predicted model, not a curated record.
AUGCAGUCUCUCGUCGCACGAUCCACUAUUCUGCGUCCACAACUCCUCAAGACGUCCGCGAGGACGUUUGUGUCUUCGGCGGCGCGCGCACAAGCUGUUCCCACUCAGAAGCCGGUGCUGAAGAAGGAGUUCAAGAUCUACCGCUGGAACCCAGACGAGCCAGCGAAGAAACCGACACUGCAGACAUAUGACAUUGAUCUCAACCAGUGCGGUCCUAUGAUUCUCGAUGCGCUCAUCAAGAUUAAGAACGAGCUUGACCCCACGCUCACCUUCCGCCGCUCGUGCCGCGAAGGUAUCUGCGGCUCGUGCGCCAUGAACAUCAAUGGCCAAAACACGCUCGCCUGCCUCUGUAGAAUCGACCGCAACACCAGCAAGGACACCAAGAUCUACCCUCUCCCACACAUGUACAUCGUGAAGGACUUAGUCCCGGACCUCACGCUCUUCUACAAGCAAUACAAGUCGAUCGAGCCCUUCCUCAAGAACGACAACCCACCUGAACACCACGAGCAUAUCCAAUCGCAGGAGGACCGUUUAAAGCUCGACGGAAUGUACGAGUGUAUUUUGUGCGCGUGCUGCUCAACAUCUUGCCCGAGCUACUGGUGGAACCAAGACGAGUAUCUGGGUCCCGCAACGCUCAUGGCUGCAUAUCGCUGGAUGGCUGAUUCUCGGGACACAUACAAGACACAACGCAUGGAGAAGCUGCAGAACGAGAUGAGCCUGUAUCGCUGCCACACAAUCUUCAACUGCACGCGGACGUGCCCGAAGGGCCUCAAUCCCGCCGGGGCGAUCGCGAAGAUCAAGUACGAGCUCGCCACUGACUAAGUGCGAGUCUGGGCAUGGAGGGGCACUAAGGUGGCUGGGGGAGCGUCGCUGCUCCACUGACACUGACUGGCCGGUGUUGGGCGUGGUCUCAUUUCCGGAGUGUGGGUACGGGGCUGUAGGUGGAUAACGGACGCGGUAGGCAUUUCCGAUAAGCGCGAGCGCAGAUGCGCGCGUAAUGAACGUGUACAGCUACGAGUUGUCCGUUAUGGAAGACCUUUGGCUUUUGGCUUGUAAUGGACAGCAUCAUACGCUGUGUUGCAGACACCGCGGGUUCGAACUUCAGGCUUUGCUGCUCAGUCAACAAGAACUCAUUAC